Messenger RNA from Acanthopagrus latus (yellowfin seabream), 1229 nucleotides. RefSeq names its product cell surface glycoprotein CD200 receptor 1-A-like. NCBI's taxonomy places the organism in Eukaryota, Metazoa, Chordata, Actinopteri, Spariformes, Sparidae. Gene Ontology annotation, biological process: regulation of neuroinflammatory response. The coding region runs from base 232 to 1161 and encodes 309 amino acids. Gene Ontology annotation, molecular function: signaling receptor activity. The transcript is spliced from 7 exons. The record is from RefSeq and is a predicted model, not a curated record.
CUCUUUAUGUCUUUAUCAUGACGGUGUCAAGGAUUUUCAGUUUGUCUGGACCGGUUGGAGCAGCAGCUCUAUUUUGAGCUUACUGGGACAAAAAUAUAGAAAGUGAAAUUGCUUGAUAAAAGUAAAUGGCAUGAGUAUCUAAGUCUGAUGCCACUAUAGGCAGCGUUCAGUAUCGAAUAUUUAGUUAAGGACUGUGUGAGAUUUCACAGCGGAACCCGAAGACAACCGGAGAUGAGGGACAUGAUGUGGAUUUACGCGGCCUUUAUCCUCUUGUUGUCUGAGGCGUGGAGCCUGGGUCCAGGAACUAAUCAUAACACCUCUGCGAGCUUCAACGAUUCUUCCAUUGGUGGUGAUGUUGUCAGACAUUCAGCCUUCAACGAGGGGAGUGAUGUUGACUUGACAUGCAGCAAUAAGACGUGGAAUGAGACACUAUAUGUUAUCUGGACAAUACAGUUGAAAUACAGGAAUGAAUGUCAGAUAUCCUUAGAUGACAGAGGCCGAGGAGUAGACACAUGCAAAGAUGGCAAGUCACUCACAUAUACAUCCAGCACUCAGUCAUACCUGCACAUCCCAGACUUCACCAAUGGCGACGAAGGGGUCUACAAAUGUGAGUCGGUUUACAAAGGAGGAAGCGAGCGUUAUGAGAUCAACGUGGCCAUCACAGUUCCUCCCAGAACAUCAGCCUGGUUUGACCAACAGGACAACAAGAUGGUGGCAGUGUGCAAAGCUGAAAAAGGAAAACCUGCUGCCAACAUCCUCUGGAGCCACGCGGGAAACAUAUCGGAUGUGAAAACAUUGUCUGAACCAGAUGGAUUUUUUACAGUAGAGAGUCGUCUGAAGAUAUCAGAAGGAAUGGACACAGAAAACCUGAGCUGUGCCAUCAGUCACCCGUACUGGAGAGAGGAGAAGAUUUUGGAACUAAAACUCACAAAAGGUCCUGUUACUUGGCUGUGCAUCUCUGCCGCUGCAGGACUUGUGUUUUUGGCAGCAGUUGUAUUUUUUGCACAAAAGAAACUGGUGAUAUUGAGGCAAUGCCAGCAGUCUGACAGCUCACCAUCUAAAACUGCACCGGUGGUGGAUGUGGAGGAAGUGGAGCCCUACGCCAGCUAUGUUCAACGUGUCAACUCUAUCUAUAACUCAUCUGCAGAUUUGUUCACAUAAAAUCUUGCACAUGCAGCACUCACACACACACACACACACACACACACACACACACACACACACACACA